Molecule: messenger RNA, 606 nt
Organism: Penicillium vulpinum
Lineage: Eukaryota; Fungi; Ascomycota; Eurotiomycetes; Eurotiales; Aspergillaceae
Exons: 1
Coding region: 1-606 (201 amino acids)
Source: RefSeq, a predicted model, not a curated record
AUGUUUCUCCUUCUGGUACGAAAGCUAUGUAUCCGACGACGAAGAUCGGACACGGAAAAAUCCCCCGCUUCCUCAACUACGUCUCAAGAGCUUGAAUUCCAAGAGAAAGAACCGCAUCUACCCAACACCACCAUGACCACUACACGACAACGCGACGAAACAGAACAUAUCGUCAAUCAAUCAGCCGCCCUUGCAGCUACCGUGAGCAAUACAUCAGCCAGGAGUGCCACAUCAUCGGUUGCCGCCCUUAUAGCAGAGCCCAAAUCAGCAGCACCAAAAUAUAAACCAGAACAGCCAGAAGAAGAAGAAGAAUCAUUCUACCAUCUUCGCAGUCUGAUAACAGUCUCCUGCUUGCCACAGCAUAUGUCAGCCCAUACACGAACACCCUCGGCCUCAACACUAGGAUCUAAAUCAGGGAAACGCAAAAGUCAAAUCUUUGAUCGGAAGAGAGCGUCAUCGAUUCUGAGUUUACAUCUUGGUGAUCUACCGAGUUUACCGUUUCCCUCGAGAGGGAAAGUCUCGUGCAAGCGUUGCCCGAGGUAUAGCCCUCUUCCUCCACCGUUUGUGCAGAAGAGACUUGCUAUUCGGCCCGAAGUACGUUUUUAG